Messenger RNA from Hibiscus syriacus, 1656 nucleotides. RefSeq names its product UPF0481 protein At3g47200-like. The record is from RefSeq and is a predicted model, not a curated record. NCBI's taxonomy places the organism in Eukaryota, Viridiplantae, Streptophyta, Magnoliopsida, Malvales, Malvaceae. Bases 99 to 1595 code for a protein of 498 amino acids. The transcript is spliced from 3 exons.
CUCUCUUAUUCCCUCAGUCUUCUCCCUUUGUCCAUCUGUGUUCUUCGGACAGUGCAGAAGCUAGUGUUUGACCUCCUUCAAAACAACAGACUUGACAGAUGGAGAACCAUGAGCCUGGAACAGAAAAUAACACCUCCGAUGAAAAUCUAGACCAUCUGGCGAAAGAUAUUGAAUCCACGUUAAAGUUCGUUAAGAGUUCAAAGCGUCCCGCUGUGCAACACUGUAUAAUCCGCUCUGUAAACCCUUUGCUCCGUCGAGUAAAUGAAGCAGCCUACCGACCCCUAUUCGUCAUAAUCGGCCCCCUUCGUUGUUACACUUCUCUGUUAGAGCCCAUGGAAUUGCAGAAGCGAAUAUAUCUAGCCUCCUUCCUCCAACGACCUGGGGUCGGUGCUAGCUUGAACGAGUUUUGCAAACUGAUCACAGCCUCCGCACCCGAAAUCCGAAGCCGAUACGAAGAAACAUAUUACCGGAGAUGCGAUUUUAAGGCACACCAAAUCCAACAGAACAUACCGCCGAGUGACGACAACCUCCAGUGGUUCAUAGAGAUGGUUUUAGCGGAUGCAGCCUUCAUUAUUGAACUCUUCUUGAGAAUCUAUCACAAGGAAGGUCAGCCGGAAUCGGAAAUCGAUUUCGUCUUCGAUAGCCCCGGGAAGAUAUAUGAUAUCAGACGAGACUUGUUCUUGGCUCACAAUCAACUUCCCUUGUUUGUUCUUAAACAAAUAUAUGAUCUUGCCUUUGGUAAUAAUCCCGAUCAUCACCCUUCGUUUAUUCAUCUCAGCUGCAAUUUCUUCUACCAGUACUUCAACCAAAACAUAUCCAUCCAUGAUUUGUUUCAACCAAACCAACCUCAUGUUGAUUUUAUAGCCAAGCUGGAGGGUGCUAAGCAUUUUACUGAUUUGCUUAGAACACUUCAGCUACAACAUUCAUUUCAAAACCCUGGAAGCAAUAGUAAAUCCUUUAGCUGUAAACCAAUGUUCAAAUGUUCUUCAUUGUUUCCAUCGGGCCAAAAGACAGAAGAAAAUUCAGAUCUGGAGUCGGGUCGAGUCCAGGGUAAAUAUUUAUACAGUGCAACUCUACUGCGUGAAGCGGGUGUGAAGUUCAGAGUGAGCUCAAGCAGGUGCUUGCUGGACAUAAAAUUUAACAAAACUAAUGGUGAGCUCAGUAUUCCUCCACUGAAAUUGGAUGAAUCAACGGAACCAUUUUUCCGAAACAUCAUGGGGUGGGAGCAGAGCUACUAUCCGGAAGAAACCCACGUCUGUGACUAUGUUUUUCUAAUGGAAUAUCUCAUAAAAUCUAGUGAUGACGUGGACUUACUUGUUCGGAAAAGGAUUAUCAUCAACCAGUUGGGGAGUCACACGGCCGUGGUGACUUUGUUCAACGACCUCUGCAAACAUAUUCCCCCGACGGAGAAUAAUCGUUACUCGGAGACUUUUAGGGACCUCAAUGCUUACAACUCGGUUCGACGUCAUGGUUGGAUGGCAAAGCUCAGACUACUCUACUUUUCAUCUUUGUGGAAAAGUGUCGCUACGCUUGCUGCUACUGCGCUCCUUUUGCUCACUCUGACACAAACCAUAUGUGCUCUCAUCUCCCUUUAGUCUAUAUCAUAUGUUCUGUGUGUAAUCAUUUCCAUGUGAUUUGAAUUUGAGCCAGAUUCUC